This is a messenger RNA of Plectropomus leopardus (leopard coralgrouper), 279 nucleotides long. Its product is annotated as histone H2A-like. NCBI's taxonomy places the organism in Eukaryota, Metazoa, Chordata, Actinopteri, Perciformes, Serranidae. The record is from RefSeq and is a predicted model, not a curated record. Gene Ontology annotation, cellular component: nucleosome. Gene Ontology annotation, molecular function: DNA binding; protein heterodimerization activity; structural constituent of chromatin.
UUAUCAUGUCUGGACGCGGAAAAACCGGAGGCAAAGCUAGAGCAAAGGCAAAGACCCGCUCAUCUCGUGCCGGUCUGCAGUUCCCGGUCGGCCGUGUUCACAGGAUUCUCCGUAAAGGCAACUAUGCUCAGCGUGUCGGUGCCGGAGCUCCGGUGUACCUGGCGGCCGUGCUUGAGUAUUUGACCGCUGAGAUCCUGGAGCUGGCUGGAAACGCAGCCCGCGACAACAAGAAGACUAGGAUCAUCCCCCGUCACCUGCAGCUGGCUGUCCGCAACGACG